AGCGUAGCAAAUAUUUAUUUUUUUAGAAAGGUAUAAAAUACGGGAAAAUAUUUAAACGGGAUGACACCGGGAAAGAAUGGUAAAAUAUGGGAUAAACGAGAGUGUUGACAGGUAUGAAGCAGUGUAGUUGACUGUGUAAACAGGUUCAUGCCAGCAGGAAACCUCCCACUGACUGAUGGUUUAUGGUCGCCUUGGCAACACCAAGUUCUGCGGGGCCACUCUCUUCUUCUCGGUCCAAGAGGUCCUGAAAUCGACAAGCUAAAGGAAGGGGAAGCUGUCAUGUCGGAUCUACUUAAAGACAAAACUCAAAGAAGAGAGAAGAGGACAGGCAAGGCUCCCUCAGAGGGAGUCAGAGGCAAGGAAACAACUGGCAGGACUAACGUUAAGGACUCUAUAAGUACUGUUUCGUGUGUGGAUGAACUAGGACACCAUGAUGACAACGCUCGGAUGCCCGUAACAAUGGAGAACACCUAUCAAAUGGGACCUUACAAACGCUUCCCUGUUCCUGCUGUCACCGACAUACUGAAGGAUGUACUUACCAGUUACCUCCAAGAGGAGAAAUAUGAAGUAGAGUGGUCUCAAAAAAUGACCAAAACAAUUUGUGAGGUGAUAAGAGCACGUGUGAAGGACCUCAUGAUUCCCCGAUAUAAGAUUGUCGUCCUUGUGCACAUCGGACAACUCACCGGGCAGAGCAUGCAAAUCAGCAGCCGAUGUCUAUGGGAUGCAUCUAAUGACACCUUCGCCUCUUACUCCUUCAAAAACAGCUCUCUGUUUGGUGUGGCAACUGUCUACGCUGUUUACUUUGAGUGACUCAUGUAGACAUUGAAUACUCUGAUAAGAACACAAGGCUCACUAGUCAUACAUUUCUCACAGUUCUGAAAAGAUUACUGCUGUUGAAGAGUUUUUUUAUCUGUGUUGUAUAUUUUGCCAUGUGUAAAAUGAUAAAACAAGAAUUUGUAACCAAAAUUCAUGGUGUUUUUUUAUUUUUGCUAGCAUGGAAAAUGAAAUCACAUCAACAACA
Micropterus salmoides (largemouth bass) is the source of this 1021-nucleotide messenger RNA. RefSeq names its product dynein light chain Tctex-type family member 5 (gene dynlt5). NCBI's taxonomy places the organism in Eukaryota, Metazoa, Chordata, Actinopteri, Centrarchiformes, Centrarchidae. Gene Ontology annotation, molecular function: dynein intermediate chain binding. The record is from RefSeq and is a predicted model, not a curated record. The coding region runs from base 148 to 810 and encodes 220 amino acids. Gene Ontology annotation, biological process: microtubule-based movement. Gene Ontology annotation, cellular component: cytoplasmic dynein complex; cytoplasm. The transcript has 5 exons.